GGUGUGGAUGGCUUCUAUCUGCCGGGAUUAGCUCCGGUGAACUUCUGCGAAGACGACAAACCGACCGAAACGUGUAAGUCUUCGGUGAAACUCUUCGUGAAUCGGUUGGACAGCGAAGAGUCGGUGAUUCCGUACGAGUACUCGCACUUCGACUUCUGUCAGCCGCCGGACGUGUCGGACAGUCCGGUCGAGAACUUGGGUCAAGUGGUGUUCGGCGAACGGAUCCGUCCCUCGCCUUACAAUAUAUCGUUCUUACGUCAGGAGGAAUGCAAACCUCUGUGCCAUAAGUCCUACGAUUUGGGCUCCAAGAAGGACGUGGAUCUGCUCAACGGACUCAUGAAAGGCAUGCUUAAGAACUAUCAGCACCACUGGAUUGUGGACAAUAUGCCGGUCACGUGGUGUUACCCCGUGGAGGGCGAACAGCAGUACUGUUCGGUCGGCUUUCCCGUCGGGUGUUAUGUGGACAGUCAGGGGACGGCCAAAGACGCGUGCGUUAUGAACGUGUUGUACAACAAAGCGGACACUUUCUAUGUGUUCAAUCACGUGGACAUUACCAUCACUUACCGCAGCGGUGAGAACGAGGCCUGGGGUGUGGGCUUUGGCGAUAAGGGCGGCCGUAUUAUAGCCGUCAAAGUAGUGCCCAGAAGUAUCAAACACACGAAAAUGCCGUCUCUAAAGGCCUCGGAAUGCGGACCCAAUUCACCGCCGAUGGAGAUAUCGGGCAAACUGUCGAAAACGGACAAAAUGGAUGUGUAUUACUCGUAUUCAAUAUACUUCACGCGCGACUAUACCGUGAAGUGGUCGUCGCGUUGGGACUACAUCUUGGAGUCGAUGCCGCACACGAACAUCCAGUGGUUCUCUAUACUCAACUCACUGGUCAUUGUCCUCUUCCUCACAGGAAUGGUGGCAAUGAUUUUGUUGCGAACGCUUCACAAAGACAUCGCCCGAUACAACCAAAUGGACAGCGAAGACGACGCGCAGGAAGAGUUUGGCUGGAAGUUAGUCCACGGAGACGUCUUCAGACCACCGCAUCGAUCGAUGCUUCUGUCGGUGUUCAUCGGGAGUGGAGUGCAAGUGCUUUGCAUGACUGUCAUCACACUGUUCUUCGCGUGUCUGGGAUUCCUAUCGCCGGCCAAUCGCGGGGCACUCAUGACGUGCGCUCUCGUGCUGUUCACGUGUUUGGGAACCCCUGCCGGCUAUGUGUCGGCGCGGAUAUACAAAGCGUUUGGCGGCUAUAAGUGGAAACUGAAUGUCCUCAUGACGUCACUCUUCUGCCCGGGAAUCGUAUUCUCGCUGUUCUUCGUAAUGAAUCUGUUGUUGUGGGCGAAGGGGAGUUCGGCCGCCAUUCCCUUCACAACUCUGAUCGCAUUACUGGCGCUUUGGUUUGGAGUCUCACUUCCCCUCACUUUCGUCGGCGCCUACUUUGGCUUCAAGAAGCGAACGAUUGAACACCCGGUGCGCACCAAUCAGAUCCCACGACAAAUACCCGACCAAUCGGUUUACACGCAACCCAUGCCUGGGAUCAUAAUGGGAGGCAUUUUGCCCUUUGGAUGUAUUUUCAUUCAGCAUAAGAAGUGGCGAUCAUAUCUGACGAGUGGUUUCACGUCAUUCUAUCUGUUCGUGUAUUGUAUUCACUACUUUAUGACGAAACUGACGAUCACUGGGACGGUAUCGACGCUCCUAUACUUCGGUUAUACGCUAAUAAUGGUGUUCCUCUUCUUUCUACUGACCGGAACCGUUGGCUUCUUUGCCUGCUUUUGGUUCGUCAGAAAGAUCAUGUCACAACAGUUUCAACUAACUCUGUUCACUACUGUUGUUCACUAG
This is a messenger RNA of Medioppia subpectinata, 1824 nucleotides long. NCBI's taxonomy places the organism in Eukaryota, Metazoa, Arthropoda, Arachnida, Sarcoptiformes, Oppiidae. The record is from the annotation of a GenBank genome assembly.